AUGGAACAAGUUAAAGAAGAAGUAAAAGAUAUUGAAAUUUCAGAAAACAUUGAAAAUACAAAUAAAAGAUCAUUAGAAACAAAUGAUGAUAAUGUUGAAUCUGUUAAUAAAAAAUUAAAAACUGAUGAUGAAACUGAAACUAAAACUCAAACCAUUAUUAGCGAAUCAUCAUCAUCAUCAGAACAACCAAAACAACAACAACAACAACAACAACAAGAUGAAGAUGAAGAUGAAGCUGAUGAAGAUGAAUUAGAUAAAUUUGAAAAAGAAUCUGAAUCAACAUCAACAACUACUACAACUACAGAAAAUAAAAGAAAACCAAAUCAACCACCACCAGUUAGACCACCAAAAUUAUCAAAAGAAGAAUUAAUUGAAUUACAAAAUAAAACUAAAAUUACAACUGAUGAAUCAAGAAAGAAAAAAGUUGCAAUCAUUUUAGGUUAUUCUGGUACAAACUAUGCUGGUAUGCAAAAAAAUCCAGGAUUAAAAACAGUUGAAGAAGAAUUAGAACAUGCAUUAUUUAGAACUGGUGGUAUUUCACCAGAUAAUAUGUAUUAUCAACAAAAAGUAGAUUGGAUACGUUGUGCAAGAACUGAUAAAGGUGUAUCAGCAAUUAGAAAUGUUGUAUCAUUAAAGAUGGAAAUGGGUCCACCAGAUUUUGAAGGUAUGAAAAUUGCAUUGAAUAAAGAGUUACCAAAAGAUAUAACUGUAUUUCAUAUAAUGAGAGUGAAUAAUUCAUUUCAUGCAAAGAAUGCUGUAGAUGCAAGAUCAUACAUUUACGUUACACCAACACAUGUUUUUGAACCAAAAUUCUCAAAAAAGAACAAAUCAAUCGUGGAGGAGGCAGCAAAUGGAGGUGAGAAUAAUACUCAACCUCCAUGGAAAUUCACUUCUGAUACAUUAUCAAUUUUAAAUAAAGUUUUAUCAUUUUAUUUAGGUAAUCAUAGAUUUCACAAUUAUACAAGUCGUAAAGAAUCAAAUGAUGUUUCAGUAUUUAGAAAAAUUCAUUCAUUCGUUUGUUCAGAACCAUUUGUUUUAGAAGGUGUUGAAAUGGUAUCAAUUAAUGUUGUAGGUGAAAGUUUUAUGCUUCAUCAAAUUAGAAAGAUGAUUGGUUGUUUAAUUUCCUUCAUUAGAAAGGGUAUGUUUGAAGAUUGUGAAACUCGUGAUCAAGCUUUUGAUCAAAUUAAAGCUUAUAUCAAUUCAACUUUUGAACAUACACCUUUAAAUUUACCAAUGGCACCUGGUGCUGGUCUCUUAUUAGAUUAUUGUAUUUUUAAUGAAUGGAAUAAAAAUAAUUCAAGUAUUCAUGGUGAAUUAAAAAUUGAAAGUGAUCAAGUUGAAGAAUUUAAAAAAACUAUUUAUAGAGAAAUUGCAUUACUUGAAUCAACAAAAAAAGAAUUUAAAAAUUGGAUUGAAAAGAAUUUAGAUCCAUAUCCAUUACCAUAUAAUUUAAUGGAUGAAAUUAUUAAAAAUCCACCACAACCACCACCAAAGAAAAUUAGACCACCAUCAACAAAUCCAAGUCGUAUGAGUAAAAGAGAAAGAAGAGAAUUAAAAAUUCAAUCUAAAAAAUUUGAACGUGACCCACAAAAUCAAAAUGUUCGUCAAGAAUUAACUGUAAAUCAACAAUUAGCACAACAAAAGAAAAUUAAUGAUGAUGCUGCCAUUGCUGCCUCUGCUUCAACAACUACUACUACAGCUACUGCUACUACUACUAAUACUACCACCACCCCCACAACAACAACAACAACAAGUGAGGAUGUUAAAAUUGAAUCAAAUACAGAAAAAUAA
Messenger RNA from Dictyostelium discoideum AX4, 1791 nucleotides. RefSeq names its product tRNA pseudouridylate synthase (gene pus1). Gene Ontology annotation, molecular function: RNA binding; pseudouridine synthase activity. Lineage: Eukaryota; Evosea; Eumycetozoa; Dictyosteliales; Dictyosteliaceae. Bases 1 to 1791 code for a protein of 596 amino acids. The transcript has 3 exons. Gene Ontology annotation, biological process: tRNA pseudouridine synthesis; RNA modification; pseudouridine synthesis. The record is from RefSeq and is a predicted model, not a curated record.